AGUUGUCUCGCAUUGAAUCAUCUUCUCGAGGCGCAAGGCAUUCUAAUUCUUAACAAUACUUCAACCAAUACUGUCUUAUUGACAUCGAUUAGUAGUACAAACAUUGGCGUUUUAAUUUUUGAUAAACGAGUGAACGAGAACGCAUUUUUGAUAGCAGCAACGCAAUCCCAAGCACGUGUGAUUCAUAAUGGUUAAGAUGGUGCGUGGUAGAGGCGGGAUAAUUAGAGGCAGAGGAAUGGGUCGUGGAAUGGGUUAUCUUCCUAAGCGGAUAUUCAUGCCUCGUCAUCCAUUCGAUUUAACCUUAUGUGACGGUGCUUUUCCCAGAGUAAAGCCAGCACCCGACGAAGCAGAUUUCACCGCCGCAUUACUCAAAAAGAAUUCAGACAUGUGUCCAACGCCAAAAGAACAAACCUCUAUUGUUAAUUUAGUUGCCAAACUACAGACUGUGUUAGAUAAUUUAAUUGUUGCACCCGGUACAUUUGAAGCUUGCCAAUUGGAAGAAGUGCGUCAAGUAGGUAGUUUCAAAAUGGGAACAAUGAUCAAAGGCCAUAAUGUUGCAGAUAUUGUUGUCAUUCUUAAGACAUUACCAACAAAGACGGCCGUUGAAGCACUUGGUAACAAAGUUCAAUUGGACUUGAAGGUACAAAGUCCAAAAGAAACUUUUAGAUUAACUCAAACAGAACGAGGAUUGGAUAUAACGAGUAACGAGGCGACAGUUCGCGUUUUAAUAACAACGCUUCAUCAGAAUCUACGGAAAUUAGAGCCUGAUCAACAUUUAGAUAUUAAGAUAUGCCAAGGUCAUUUAGCAGCGAUUAGACAUUCGCGUUGGUUCGAAGAAAAUGCUCACCAUUCCAGUAUCAAAGUUUUAAUACGCUUAUUAAGAGAUUUAAGAACAAGAUUCGAAGGACUAGAACCGCUAUCGCCUUGGAUGCUAAAUGUCUUAGCUCAUAAUGCUAUAAUGAAUAAUCCAAGCAGGCAAGCUUUACCAAUCAAUCAGGCUUAUAAAAGAGUACUUCAACUUCUUUCAUCGGGACUCUUCCUUCCAGGAUCAGCGGGUAUAUCGGAUCCUUGCGAAGGUGGUAGUAUUCGUGUUCAUACAUCCAUGAGCUUAGAGCAACAGGACUUAGUUUGUUUAACAGCUCAGACUUUGCUACGAGUCCUUGCACAUGGAGGAUAUAGGCCAUUACUGGAAGGCGGAAACAAAUUAGCGGUUGAAAUGAGUGUCUGGUCAGGUGGUGUUGUCGCGAGUCCGUUAGAAAAAGCGUAUGAGCCACCGACGGAACAGGAACAACAAGAGGAUAUGGAUGAAAGUAACGAAGAAAUGAUUGCUGAGAGUGCUUUCCCAUCUGGCAUGCAAACACAGACUUUAUAUUGAUCCUGAACAUCAUUCGACGGACUUGGUAGAAAAGCUGAUGCU
Molecule: messenger RNA, 1417 nt
Organism: Ceratosolen solmsi marchali
Lineage: Eukaryota; Metazoa; Arthropoda; Insecta; Hymenoptera; Agaonidae
Product: interleukin enhancer-binding factor 2 homolog
Exons: 7
Coding region: 188-1375 (395 amino acids)
Biological process (GO): positive regulation of DNA-templated transcription
Cellular component (GO): catalytic step 2 spliceosome
Molecular function (GO): DNA binding; double-stranded RNA binding
Source: RefSeq, a predicted model, not a curated record